UUGUUCUUAAGAAUUAGAUGAUUAUUUACAAACGCGUUAAGUCAAAUGGAUUAAAAGUCAACACAAAUAUGAACUAUAUAAAUGGAAGCAUAUAGAUUAUGCACUCAAUUUCACAAAUUCAAUUCCAUUCUCCGGUGAUCAGCAUUCUUCAAUGGCGAGUUAUGGCAUCCACGGCGAUCUCCUUGAAGUCACAGUUGUUAGCUGCAAUAAACUGAAAGAUACAGAAUGGAUCUCGAGGCAAGAUCCGUACGUUCAUAUCGAAUACGGUAGCAACAAAUCUUCCACCCGUACCUGUAAAGAUGGAGGCAAAAACCCUACAUUUCAAGAGAAAUUCGUUUACAGUCUAGUUGAAGGAUUAAGAGAACUGAAUGUUACAGUUUGGAAUAGCAAUACAAUCACACAUGAUGACUUCAUCGGUAGUGGAAAGAUUCCAUUGGCAAAGGUUCUUUCUCAAGGAUUUGAUGAUAGCAGCUGGCCAUUACAAAGUAAAACUGGCAGGCAUGCCGGAGAGGUUCGAUUGAUUAUGCAUUAUUCCAAUUCCAAUUCCAAUUCCGGUAAACCAGGAAAAGAUAUUGCUCAUAAACCAUCAAAAGGUCUUGCUCCAUCAGCACCACCGGCGUCCAUGUACUCUGCACCUCCGCCGUCAAUGUACUCUGCAUCACCGCCGCCGCAUAUGUACUCUGCACCACCACCGCCGUCUAUGUACUCCGCACCACCACCUCCGGCAGCAUCUUACCCUUCACAAGGCGAAGCAUACCCUCCACCAGGCGGAGCAUACCCUCCACAAGGCGGAGCAUACCCACCACCAUCUCCUUACUCAUCAUACCCACCUAAUUCAGGUGUUUAUCCACCGGCUGCAUACCCACCUCAGGCGGCUCCUUAUCCUCCUCCGGCGUACUCAUCAAAUUCUUAUGGAUCACAUUAUCCCCCUGGUUCUCCAUUCCCAGGAAUGUAUCCACCACCACCAUAUUGAUAUAGAAUCGUUGGUGAUAAAUCGUAUAUAAUUUUUCAUUAAUGUUAUAUCCUUUUAACUAUUAAAAGAAAUUAUUGUUAGAUGUUUUAUAACAUUAUGAGUUGUUCACAUUUUGAAAAAUAAAUCAUAAGAUGUUUUUUCUUCCACAAAGGUUAUAAUAAUUUUCGUAUUCUUUGGCUGAAUUUCAAAGUGUAAUUUCAUUAUUUAGUUGAAAUUCAUUGUUAUACACUUUGUACCCA
Messenger RNA from Lactuca sativa (garden lettuce), 1212 nucleotides. RefSeq lists its product as uncharacterized. The record is from RefSeq and is a predicted model, not a curated record. Lineage: Eukaryota; Viridiplantae; Streptophyta; Magnoliopsida; Asterales; Asteraceae.